Molecule: messenger RNA, 363 nt
Organism: Helianthus annuus (common sunflower)
Lineage: Eukaryota; Viridiplantae; Streptophyta; Magnoliopsida; Asterales; Asteraceae
Product: ctenidin-3-like
Exons: 1
Coding region: 1-363 (120 amino acids)
Source: RefSeq, a predicted model, not a curated record
AUGGAGGAGGGACUGGUGAUAUUUAUUGUUAUUGCUGUAGUAAUGUUUAGUCUGUUCAUCCUUUGUGGGGUGUUUUGUGGUGUAAAAGGCGGUGGCGGUGAAGCUGGCGGCGGCGGAGGUGGCGAUGGUGGUGGUGGCGGCGGUGGCGGUGAAGAUGGUGGUGAUGAUAACGGUGGCGGUGGAGGCUAUGGUGGUGAUGUUGAUAGCGGCUGGGGAGGCGGUGGUGUUGAUGGCGGCUGGGGAGGCGGCGGUGCUGACAGCGGCUGGGGAGGUGGCGGCGGUGGAGGUGGAGUCGGCGGUGAUGGCUUCGGUGGUGGAGGCGGAGGAGGCGGCUUUAGUGGUGGAGGUGGGGGAGGAGUUUAG